CUGGGUUCUUGGUCGUGUGUGUUGAAGUGUAAAGUGCAUUUGAACUACCUGACGGACAUCCGCUCCUCGCACCAUGCGCCCUUUGACAGACGAAGAGAUGAAGACGGUCUUUGAGAAGAUCAGUAAAUACAUUGGCCGCAACGUCCAGCAUUUGGUCGUGCGCCCGGAUGAAAAGUUCUGUUUCCGUCUCCACGGCGACAUCGUGUACUACGUGAGCGAGAAGCUCAUGCGCCAGGCGACCAACAUCGGCACAGAACAGCUGCUGUCGCUUGGCACAGCCGUGGGCAAACUCACCAAGUCCAAGAAGUUUCACCUGCGCAUUACGUUCCUCGACCACUUGGCCCAAUAUGCCAAGUACAAAGUGUGGAUCAAGCCCAACUCGGAGAUGUCAUUCCUAUAUGGCAACAACGUGGUCAAGUCUGGCCUUGGGCGCAUCACGGAAGGCACGCCGCAGUACGCCGGCGUCGUCGUGUAUUCGAUGAACGACGUGCCGCUGGGCUUUGGUGUGGCCGCGCAAGCUACGGAGCUGUGCAAAGACUUGGCUCCCACGGACUACGUCGUGCUGCACCAAGCCGACAUUGGCGAAUACCUCCGUGUGGAAGAUGAAAUGUUUUAACUUAUAUAUACCCCUCGCCAUCAUGUGACA
Aphanomyces astaci is the source of this 646-nucleotide messenger RNA. RefSeq lists its product as hypothetical. The record is from RefSeq and is a predicted model, not a curated record. Gene Ontology annotation, molecular function: RNA binding. The coding region runs from base 74 to 616 and encodes 180 amino acids. Gene Ontology annotation, biological process: ribosome assembly; ribosomal large subunit biogenesis. The transcript has 2 exons. Gene Ontology annotation, cellular component: nucleus; preribosome, large subunit precursor; nucleolus. Lineage: Eukaryota; Oomycota; Saprolegniomycetes; Saprolegniales; Verrucalvaceae.